AUAAACAAAACUAAAAUGAAAAUCGUUGCUACGUUAUUAAUUUUGGUUAUUCUCGCAACUGCAAAAGGCGACCAAUCAAACGGCAGUGAGAAAUGCACGAAUGCCUGCCCGAGAAUAUUCAGUCCUGUUUGUGCCGUUUCCGGUGGCGCAGUCGAUGAUAAGGAAGGUGGUGGUGACGGCGCCCUUGUCUAUCGUUACUUCCAUAAUGAUUGCAUUCGCCGUUAUGCGAGUUGUAGUACGGGCACAGUUUGGCGCAUUACAUCGAUGUCACUUUGUCUCCAGCACGUUGAUCCUUUGGUGCGUGAGCAAUGCCUGCGUCCUUGCCCCUUUAUUUACGAACCCAUUUGUGCAACCAAUGGCGAAGUGAAGGAGAUUUUCGGCAAUAGCUGCGUACUGGAAGUUGAGAACUGCCUGUCGAUUGAGACAUGGACUUUAACAGAUGACAGCGACUGCGGUUUGUGAAUUUCCUAACAAAAAAGUUCAAUGUAAUAUACUUUACUUCAGAAACUAAAGCGAGGACAGCACAAAUUUGAAUUUUCUAUUAUAAACUGAUUGUGAAUUUCAGAGAAAAGUAUUAAAGAUACUUUUUUUUUUAAA
This is a messenger RNA of Anastrepha ludens (Mexican fruit fly), 597 nucleotides long. RefSeq names its product U-Kazal-Dg21.2-like. Lineage: Eukaryota; Metazoa; Arthropoda; Insecta; Diptera; Tephritidae. Gene Ontology annotation, molecular function: protein binding. The coding region runs from base 16 to 462 and encodes 148 amino acids. The record is from RefSeq and is a predicted model, not a curated record. The transcript has 3 exons.